GUGCUCAUAGUGUUAGAGGAUACGUGGGAAAUGUGCUCAUAGUUUGAGAGGAUACGUGGGAAAUUAAUCUGCUCCAGUUGUAACCUUCCGCUUGUUUCUUAAGUCUCCACCAGUUUUCGGGACACAUUGCAGCAUGUAUAAAUACAAAAAGGUACCGGUUCUGUUUUAUCAUUACUUGUGCUAUCGAUUAUCCGAUUAGACGUAUAUUGAUUGUUUUGGCAACGAGGUUUAUAAAGUUGUUAUUAUUAGCCUUUAAUAAACAUUAUAGACUUGAUCAGGGUAAGAAAACAAUGUAAACUUUAUAAGUAUAAUAAUAUAUUCGUACAAUCUAGAUUUCCCCAUGCAUUUCACGAUUAUUAACGAGUUAAAGUAUCUGUACUUAAAAAAUAAUCCAUUCAUACUAUUUUAUUUUAUCUUUAAACUUGUUUCAGGCAUUUUAAAAUCAUACAUGCGUUAUUUAAGUUGAACGGCCGUGCAUAAUUUAUUACAGUUUUUUACUGCAUUUAGAAAAUAUUUUUUUUUAUAUUUGUAUAUGACACGUUUAAAACUGGAUGUGCAGUAAACUCAAUGCAUGACAACAAGAAGCUUAAAUUCUAUUUGUGCGUUCAAAAUGACCAGGGUGAGGAUCGGCAAUCGGUAGGCCAUCUCAAUUUAUAUAAACAGCGCGGUUUCCUUGAUGUUGUUUGUUAAUACCAAGGCUUGGUACUUUGAGUUGUUAUUAACAGAAGAAUAAUUUUUAUUUACAUCUAAAUUCUUAGCAACUUAAACAUCUGUCCAUUUUGUAAAUAAAAUUGCUACUGCCCAGUGUAAAAAAAUAUAUUAAAAAAUAUUAAAAAUUAAAAACAUUAUAAAUUUGACUAAAAUCUGAGCUAUAACAAGCGGAUUUCGCGGUAGAGUCACAACUGAACCAUUACAUUAUAUAUUGACAACCACAGUACACAUUGAACACAUUGGUAAAGAUUUAUCACAGCUGUACAUAUUCACAGCCCUUAUACAUAUUGACCACCCUUGUAAAUAUUUAACAUAACUGUAUAUUCUGAUGACCACUGUAUAUAUUGAUUGCAAAUGUAUAUAUUUAUCACUACUGUACAUAUUUAUCACUACUGUAUAUUACAUUCGUAACCACUGUAUGUAUUCAUAAUAAUUGUGUGUAUUGACGGUCGCUGUAAAUAUUGAUCACCACUGUAAAUUUAUAAUAUAACUUCUGUACACAUAGUGACAGCAACUUUACAUAUUGAUCACCACUGUAUAAAUUGAGCACCGUUGUAUUUAUUGAUCACACUAAAUCGUGGUGAGGGAAUGAGAAUACCAAUGGGAUUUUUUAUUCUUAUUUAUUGAAAGCAUUGUUUAAACCUUGUGCACAAAUAAAGACCUUAAAUAUCAUUCAUUAUUUUUUUUAAUCUAUUUUUUUUAUUUAAAUUGGUGGGCGGAAAAAAAAAAGGGGGGGGGGGUUUUUUGAUCCACUACAUUUUUUAUAUUAAAAUAAAGAACUUAAAUAUCAUUCAUUAUUUUUUUUAAUCUUUUUUUUUUAUUUAAAUUGGGGGGCGGAAAAAAAAAAGGGGGGGGGGGAUUUUCGAUCCACUACAUUUGUUAUAUUACUAAGACUUGUAUGUUAUAUAUUUAUGUAUGUUUGUUUUAUGAAUAAAGGGCGAGUACUCCCCCGGGCGACACCAACUCUAGAUAAUCCUCUGCAUGUACUAUUCUCUGUAUUGCUAUCUGUACCUUUGUCUGCAUUGUUAUAUGUAGGCCUACUGUUAUCUAAAUUGUUACCUGCAUUGUUACAUGUAGUGUACAAACUUCCCUGAAUGAUCAGACGUAAACCUUUGGCGUUUUUCCUUCGUAUUUAUUUGAGCUUCCAUUUACAGUGGGAACGCGUAAAACCAUUUAAUCCAUUUCAAAACCUUAUUCGAGUUCCAAAUCUUUCGAGUUCCUAGACAAUUUCCUUUUAAAACAACAGAUACUAGAUUAGUCCGUUCCCGAGUCCCACAAACUCUAUUGAUCCCAGUCCUUUUCUUAAAGGUCUCGAACCACCUGCUACUGACUUUUAAAACUCCUCCUUGUGAGCACUGGCAUCAGUCAUGCCUUUCACUAAAUCACCGUGGUGGACCUUGGCGCUCUAACACAUUAUCGUCUCAGAAAUCACAUCCCCAGCCAGCUGUUUCCCCAAACUAGGAGGAGGGUUAUUUUUUCUCAAUUUCUUCAACAUUUUUUGACCUGCUAGAGGUCAGCUACGUAACCUAUUUCGACACAGCUGCUGCUGUUAUAGCUUCAUUAUUUUUCAAAAUCGUACAGUCGAUUUAGGCCUCCCGAAUAUAGCAGCGAGAUCAACCACACCUGGGCCGAUGUCAAGCUUAGCGAAAAGAUCUUUUUUCACUUCCAUUGUAGCUCUAACAGCUGACCACUACUCUUAUUUUACUAACUACCCUAAGUUUUUAUUAUAUUUAAAAACUCGGCGCAAGAUGGGCACAAAACAUAAACUAAGCGAUGAUUUCAAUAACCCCCUAAAGCUUUUGACAACGAACUGAACGACCUAUGGGUGGUUCGAGUGCUGGGCAAAUGUUCCCGCAAAAACACACGAAGAACAUACCGGGCAUUUAAAUUCCAAAGCAACUUUCAGAUUUAGAGCGAAAAUUUGCUAGAAAUUUUCGUUUGGAUUCCAAGUUGUUUGAGCUCUAGGAUUUCUGGUUCCAAGUUGUUUUAGUUCUAGAAUUUCGGAUUCCUGUAUGUGUUGUAUAUAUUGCUAAUUACUUUGAUUUAUUUUAAAAUUUGUAUGCUCUCAAGGAUUCACUUGUAACCACCACACCAGGGAGAUCUUGGUCACUGCAUACGUCAUACCCAUCAAUCGCCGGUCUACAUAGUGAGGUCCAGUCUGGGGCAUCUGCCCGAAAUUCUUUGAUCACGCGCAGGACAUCAGAUUCCAUUAUGGCUGUAGAGGUAGGUUAUGGCUAAUGAAAUAGGUAAAUGGCUGUAGAAGUAGGCCUAUGGCUGUAGAAGUAGGUCUAUGGCUGAUGAAAUAGGUAUAUGGCUUUGGAAGUAGGUUAUGACUGAUGAAAUAGGUAUAUGUUGCUGUAGAAGUAGAUUAUGGCUGCUGAAAUAGGUAUAUGGCUUUGGAAGUAGAUUAUGGCUGCUGAAAUAGGUAUGUGGCUGUAGACUGUAGACGUAGGUCGAUGGAUGUUGAUAAGUGAGGAAUGCAUGAAAAUACACGUGGUGUUACGUUUAAUAGCUCAUUAUUAAUUAAUGUGACAAUUUCAUAGGACAUUUCUGUGGGAUCUAGACGGUGAUAAUAUACAAAUAAUUGUUGGUUGGUUUGAAUGAUUAAAUAGGUUGAUAACAUGACAUAAUCAUCAUUUUAUAACCAGGCUACUACACUACGCAAAAUAAUACUUUUUUUUUUUGCGACCAAUAUUUUAACUGAUCAUUUCAACAAGAAGGUUAAUGUGUUAAAAAUGUCUUUAGAAUGGCAGUAGAGCUGUUAGUCAAAUUAAAAACUUUAAUCAAUACAUUAUUUCGGUUUUUAUAAAAGGCAAAAAAAAAAGCUUAGAAAUUUUAUGCUAAAAAUGCUUGUCUUUGUCCAAAGUAGCGAUUUGUGGAGAUUUAAGCAAUGAAGUUUAAUACUCAAUAGCCUACACCAGUGUUUCCCAAAGUGUGUUACGAGUACCCCUUGGGAUACGGGAUGAGCAGGGUUUCUUUCAGCUAUAUCUUGGGGGGGGGUGUGCCCCCCGGGGAAAGCCAAGUGCCCCCCCAGAGCAAAAAUAUGUCCAACAGUAAAUCAACUGGAACUGCUGGCACUACCCCCCCCCACCCCCAACNCCCCCCGAAAAUAUGAAGUGCUCCCCCGGGGGAAAAUUUCUGAAAGAAACGCUGGGGAUGAGUUUGGUGGGGGUAGGCGCUGCAAAGGGGGAAAAAAUACUUUUGAAUACUAUUGUAGUAAAUGCAUUUUUUAACGAGGGUUACUCGGUGUUACGUAAAUUAUAGACAUGGGUACAAAGAUGUCGAAACUUUGAGAAACACAGGCCUACACUAUCUAUAUAUUUGUUACGUAACGUUGUAAGUAUAGAGAAUUUAAUCUCUUAUUAAACGAUAUAUAUGGCUCGUUGACAAACAGUACGCAACAAAAGAUGAUACCUAAAACUAAAUACAAUAAUAAAGAAACGAUACCCAAACUAGGGCUAAUUACAAUUAAUAAUUUUAUUAAGAUAAUAAUAAAUUACAAAAUAAAAAAAUAAAAAAAGAAAUAAAGAAUUAAAUCUAGUGACUUACAGAACAGUGAUGACUUGUACCGGUACAAUGUAAAAAAGGUAAAAUGUUGAAAAAGGUACAAGGUUGAAAAAAGGUACAGAGAGAGAGAGAGAGUAAGUAUAACUAUACAAAUAUUCGUCUCGUAUCAUGAUAGCAAAAUAUUUCUCCCUCCCGUCAAUCCCUCUAGAGACGCAUAUAUAGCCUGUUUCAGAAACAUUUCUAGAACGGGCUUACACAUUGUAUUCCCUUCUUGAUUAGUCUCGAUAUUUCUACAGAAUUCUAAUAACACGGCAUAUAUAUUUGUUUUUAUUUGUAAACAAGGCCAAGGGAGACUAUUUUAAUUAGCCACACCCAAUACGAGGUACUGAACUUCCUCCUCAUCCUCAUGCCCCUUAGUCCUUGGACCGUUGGGGCGCCACAGAUGACAUGUGAACCAUCCUCCUCCAUUCCUCUCUGUCUUCAGCACUACGCACUGCAUCGCCCAGUGUUAGUCCUGUACACUGUUUAAUGUUAUCCUCCCACCUUUUUCUUUGUCUUCCUCUUUUUCUCCCUCCUCUUGUGGUGCCCUGCAAUAUUUCUUUGGCAAGCCCUUGUUUCCUUGUUACGUGGCCGUACCAUUGUAAUUUGCGUUUUUUCACAGUCACCAGUAGGUCAUCGUACUCCCCAAUUGCCUGACAAACCCUUUCUUUCACUGUAUCGUUGGCGAUAUGGUCCCUAUAGCAGAUGCCAAAAAUGCUUCUGAAGCAUCUCAUCUCCAUAGCCGUUAUUUUCCUUUCAAGAUCGGCUGUUAAUGUCCAGGAUUCGCAGGCAUACAGGAAAAUGGAGAGGACUAAUGAGCGCAUCAGCCUGAUUUUGGUGCUGGGGGCAAUAUUUUUGUCAUUUCAUAUUUUCUUGAGCCUCUUUAGUGCUGUAGUCUGCGCAAUCCUGGACAUCAGUUCGGGCUUGUAGCCUUGUUCUGAGACUAUUGCUCCUAGGUAUUUGAAGCGGCCGACAGUCUCUAAUCUUUCCUCCCUGACCUUAAUUUUAGUGGGGAUGCCUGCGGUAUUAUUUGUCAUCAGUUUUGUCUUUUCGGCACUGAUUAGCAUGCCGUAGGAGGACAAGGUCUUAUCGAGACGCUUUACCAGGUUGGCUAGCUCUUCUUCGUUCCCAGCCAGCACGUCUAUGUCGUCCGCAAAGCGUAGGUUGGUGAUUGAUCUGCCACCAAUGCUGACUGUCCCUUCAUGCGCUUCCAGAGCAUCUGACAUAAUUUUCUCUAGGAAGAUGUUAAAUAGGGUGGGGAGAGCAGGCAGCCUUGUCGUACUCCAACCUUGGUCUUGAAGCAUUCUCCUAUGUUGUUGUUGAGGAAGACUGCACUGUUUACAUUAUCAUAGAGGUUGCAUAUCAUGCUGGUUAGGUUUGUGUUGAUGUUGUAGAGCCUCAUGCUGGCCCAUAAAGCAGCAUGCCAAACGCUGUCAAAUGUUUUCUUUAAGUCAAAAAAGACGUGGUAUAGAUUUUGUUGGUUUUGAGCAUAUUUCUGACAUAGUAUUCGGAGGUUUAGAAUCUGCUCAGUAGUGCCCCGUCCUUGUCUGAAGCCCGCCUGUUCUUCAGCAAUGAUUCUGUCGGCAAAUGGUUUAGUCGGUUCAAUAUGAUCUUCAGAAUGACCUUGCUUGGAUGGCUUAUUAGGCUAAUUGUGCGAUUGUUUUGGUUACCUUUUCUUGGGGAGGGUGACGAUGAGUGAUUGGGUCCAUGGCUUGGGUCAUUCUCCUGUAAGCCAGAUUUUGUUACAAAUAUUGAAUAGGGCACUUAUCAUUGCUUCUCCUCUUUGUUUCAUCAACUCGGCAGGGAUAUUAUCCACUGAACUUGGGGUCAGCUAAAGUUCAUUCACGGGGAAACUUGACGUAAACGCGUCGUCUAAAUAACAAUAUUAUUGUUUAAAAUAAUUUAAAAUGUAUUUAUAAAGAAAGAGUCCACUACUUUAAUUUUGUCUGGAUAUGAUUAAAGCUGCUACUAAAAGAUCGUAGAUAACGAAGCUGUUACCGAUGACGACAUAAUUUGCAAACCCCUUUGAGGGCAGCUGUUUAGUCCCCGUCACUAGCUUGUUUUUGUGAUGUGGUUUUUAACGUAGCGGCCAGGAGUGCCCAGUACUACUUUAAAAUUAAACACUCCUAGGGUCUAUUAUGGUCGACAGUUCUAAGGAAACCUUCACCAGUUGUCACCAGUGAAGAUCCCUCUAUCUGCCUCGGCCAGAAAACAUAGGAUUACGUUUUCCACCGAUGUGGCGGUUACAGUAAUCCGAAGUAGGAAUCCACAUCUUACUAUGCAAGGCCAAAUUUUAAAGGAAGCUACUCCUUUAGCGUUCCUGGGGUAGCUAAAUGGUUCGUCAUUGGAGCGAAACAUUUUUAUGGGUGUCGAGAAGGGGCCCACAAGAGUUUCGGCUCGGGCCGCUGAUGCUAUUCUUUAUGAAUUAUUUUAAUUUUUUCUAAAUUAUUUAUUUGCAGUCUAUUCAUCGGAAGGAGCUGUUAUCUCUCGACUUAAAUAAAAAGUCCUUAGAGCACUCUAUGUUGGCCUACUCUGAAAAGAUGAAAGACAUCGCCGGUAAAAAAUCUAAACACAGUCACGCACUAGGACACGAGUCUCCAACCCGAUAUGAUGAGCAUUCUAGGAGUAGUCGAAAAUCAUCAGUAGGCUCCAUUUGGGCCGAGUCCACGCCACGAAAUGGUAUGCUCCCACGCUUGCUCAAGACAAACGAUGAAAGCGUUGUAAAAAAUUGUGAAAUUCUAUCGAAACACAAUCAUCUUGGCGUAGAAUCCGAAACGGGCUGUGAAGACACAGGAAAUAGGAUCACCAAAACAAUAACCAAAAAGUACCCAAGCAUGCCAGGUUCCCUGAACCAGUAUCGCAGAAGACGUAUCGGUGUGUACCAGAAUCCCGAUCCCGAUAUCAUUUUAGAAAUAUCCGAAUCAUCGAGAAUUUCUGACAAAGAAAAUUUGGCACUUGUAAAAGAAACUGCACAAGCUGAAAGUGACAAUAAUCAAAUACAAGAAAUUGUGUCUAUUGAGACCUACCCAGAAUAUAAAGUCACUCCAAACAAUAAAAGGGUGUAUUUAGAUGCUGACAAUGACGCCUGCAACUCGAGCAGCUUUGAAACUUUCAUUAGACCCGGGUACUGGGGCUACAAGACGAUGUACUCUCCCAGGAGAGCUUCUCCCGUGGCUACAAACAUGCCACCAAAACUGCGUCACUCCCCACGCCCUCGUAAACCAACUUACCAAUCCCAUCCACCAAAAGCGUGUCAUCACGUGUUUCAAUAUUCAUCCGCCGUGGAAAACGCCAUGCUAGGACUACGAGAGGCCACGUUCCUGAUAGACAGCAAGAACAACAUAUAUCGAAGCAAAGCUAAGCUUGAAUCAAUUGAUUUAGACGAGCUGCGACUUGCGAAGUCGUUGAGAUCAAUACGAGAACUGCCUGAAAUUGAAUCAGAUGAUAUGCAAAAAGAACAAAUGUCUGGUGACGCCACAACGGAUACAUUUACGAACCAAAUCUCUUCAACAACAUAAAACAUUAUAAUAAUUAUAAAGUGAGGUCAAAUCCAGUGAAUAUAUCAAUUUGGUUUGUAUAUAUAUGUAAAUAUAUGUCGUGUUGAAAUUGUUUUAAAUUAUAAUUAAUGAUAGUAGCAC
Lymnaea stagnalis (great pond snail) is the source of this 7895-nucleotide messenger RNA. The record is from the annotation of a GenBank genome assembly. Lineage: Eukaryota; Metazoa; Mollusca; Gastropoda; Lymnaeidae.